AUGAUAGAGAAGUGUUUGCUUGAGUGGGAGCUUGAAGAUGUUUUUUGCAUAACUGUUGAUAAUGCGAGUUCAAAUGACACUGCUAUAGCUUAUAUGAAAAGAAAAAUCAAUGGUUGGAAGACAGGGGUUCUUAAAUGUCGUUUCCUUCAUAUGCGUUGUGUAGCUCAUAUUGUUAAUUUAGUUGUUGGUGAUGGUUUGAAAUGUGUUCAUGAUUCAAUUAUUCGGGUUAGACAUGCUGUUAGGUUCAUUAAGCAGUCUCCUGCUCUCUUGUUGAAGUUUAAAAAAUGUGUUGCUGAUGAAAAAACAAAUAGCAAGAAGUUGUUGUGUCUUGAUGUGCCGACUAGGUGGAACUCUACAUAUCUUAUGUUACAUGCUGCCCUUGCUUUAGAGAAUGCUUUUGAUAGAUAUUCAGAGGAGGAUCCCCAUUACAAUGUAGAAUUAUAUGACCGGGAAGGAAAUGGACCCCCUACAUGUGAUGAUUGGGCUACUGUUAAGAGGGAUGAAAAUAUGAGAUUGAUGGCUUGUAAAAUGAGGGAGAAAUAUGAAAAAUAUUGGGGGGAUCCAGAAAAGAUAAACUUGCUGAUUUUUAUUGUUGUUGUUCUUGAUCCUCGCUAUAAACUUGAUUAUGUUGAGUGGAUGAUCAGUGAGAUUUAUGAUUCCAAGGUUGGUUUUGUACUCAUAAAAAAUUUGAGGGAAUCUCUAUAUGCAUUGUAUGAUGAGUAUCGUGUUUUACCAACAACCGAUACACCUAGAGAGGACUCAAGUGAGAGUAGGGAUGAUGCUCCCUUAAAUGCUACUCAAAAGAAAGUUGAUGUUUUGAAAAACAAGUGUAAGAAACAAAGGGGGAGAGAGGAGGAGAAAUAA
Molecule: messenger RNA, 864 nt
Organism: Chenopodium quinoa (quinoa)
Lineage: Eukaryota; Viridiplantae; Streptophyta; Magnoliopsida; Caryophyllales; Amaranthaceae
Product: zinc finger BED domain-containing protein RICESLEEPER 1-like
Exons: 2
Coding region: 1-864 (287 amino acids)
Molecular function (GO): DNA binding
Source: RefSeq, a predicted model, not a curated record